Hyposmocoma kahamanoa is the source of this 1733-nucleotide messenger RNA. Its product is annotated as leucine-rich repeat-containing protein 15-like. The coding region runs from base 18 to 1442 and encodes 474 amino acids. Gene Ontology annotation, molecular function: protein binding. Lineage: Eukaryota; Metazoa; Arthropoda; Insecta; Lepidoptera; Cosmopterigidae. The transcript is spliced from 8 exons. The record is from RefSeq and is a predicted model, not a curated record.
CGUGCGAAGUUUUCGAGAUGAUGACGCGAGGUUCUACAAGUCCAGACUUCGCAGGGUCUGGAUGUGCAGCAGAUCUUCAUUGGAGACAGCUGGAUAGAAGAUUACGUGCUAUUGAACAACCUACAUGGACAAUAAGUUUCGCCCAGUCUCGUUGGCGGCAAUGUUCAAAAGGAGUAUGCCGGUGCGAUGCCACUCGUAAGUCUCUGACUUGCUGGCGCGUUGGUCUCUCGACCCUCACAGCGGAUCUCGUUGUGCCUGCAGAUCUUAUUACCAUAGACCUGGGCACGAACAAACUUCGCACACUCCACAAGACUACGUUCAAAGGGCUGCGGUCUUUAACUGAGUUGGACAUGUUUGACAAUCACGUGGAGUACUUACCUGCAGGGAUCUUUGACUCUCUCGUCAACUUGAAGAUAUUAAGACUUCAGAGAAAUUUUAUCGAAGAAAUCGACAGCGAAGCUUUCCGAUCCACAAAGAAACUGUUUCAUGUCGACCUGUCUAACAAUUUUCUCUAUACACUUCCUGAGAGAUUGUUCGCUAAUAAUUCCUUUUUAGAAACAAUCGAUAUUUCAAACAACCAAGUAAUUUACAUACCAGCUGAUACAUUCGUUGGACUCGAGUCAUUAUUAAUAUUAGACUUGUCGAAAAACAAAAUACAGCGCAUCGAAAACGGAACGUUUUCGAUAAGACCUUUGCAGAUAUUAAAGUUUUCUGAGAAUAAAAUUGGCAAUAUCACAGAGAAUGCUUUUGAAAAUCUUGUAUCUCUCGAGACUCUUCUACUAGAUCGAAACAAAUUACAAAAUAUCCCGACACAUUUGUUCAGCAACCUUAAAUGUUUGACUUUCUUAGAUUUGUCUAUCAAUAAUAUAAACAGCUUGAGUGGGGCUGAAUUCGAAAAACUCAAACGUCUUCGUAAUUUGGAUUUACGAGAAAAUGCGCUUACUGAGAUACCAGAUUUUACGUUUUCAAAUUGCUCUCACCUUGAGAAACUUGAUUUGUCCAAAAACAAAUUACGUUAUUUGAACUUCACAAGUUUCCACGGCUUGGAAAAUCUAACGACGCUCUUAUUGACCGAUAACAAGCUCUACGAAGUUCAUUUCAAAACAUUUUCAACAUUGAAAAAUUUAAUAACAUUAUACCUGGACAACAAUAUGUUUCCCUCCCUCCCAUCGCGCACGCUUGAUUACAUGCCAAAACUGGCGGUAGUCAAGCUUUCAAACAACCCGUGGCACUGUGAUUGUCACACACUUUAUAUUUCCGCAUGGGUUCGACUGAACGAAAUGAAGUUAUGGGAUUAUUCUCCAACAUGCGCGUCCCCUUGGUUCAUGGAAGGUCAUUUUCUUAAAAAACUAAAAUUUCCAGAACUGUGUGCAGUGAAUAGAAAACCUCAAGAGAGCAUGGAACAGAACCAUGACGUCACUACCAUCGACCCAUGGCACUGAGAAAACCGUUACAAAAACAUCGCUUUAAUUAAGUUCUGUAAUUAUAGUUGUGUGUAGCGCUUAAUCACCUGACUCGAGAAUAUAAAUCAAGAAUUAUUUAUCAAGUGGAAUAAACACAAAUGUCGUAUAGAAAUAUCAAUAGGUUUUUUAAAUAUUGACAGUCAUGACACUCACCAACUGAAUUUGAAUUUAUUAGUCUUCCGAAAGCAUAUGCAUAAAAUUAUAUCUUCAUUUAGUUUUCGUUUCAUCAAUAAUUAUUAAUUUAGUCGUUUUCAAGUAAUCUUAAUUACC